AUGGCUGCGCAGCAGCAGGCGGUGCGCGUCGGACAGCCAAUGGCGGCUACGCCUGCAGGUGACGUCACGCUGGUCGUUCAGGAGCCGUUCCGGCGCUGGCUGCCCAAGGCCGCGUGCCGGGAUCGACCCACAGACGUGCGGUACGGUACGUGUGUGGCGCGCGCCGCCCGCUGGUUUAUUCGCGUCUUAUUGCGCUCCGUCCCUGCGGCCAUAUCUCGGCGUCCCACGGUGCCGGGCUACGCGGCGACGGCGCGACUGCGAUGCCAUCUCAGGCAGAGGAAAGCGAGGGCGUGCCCACGUGAUGGCCCCCUGCUGAUAGUCCCGAGAUUCCGCGUGCCACCCGCACAGGACUUCAGCACGCCCACGGUGCGGCGCAUCGUCGUCUCCCAGCAGCAGCAGCAGCAGGGCCAGGGCUACCAGUCAGCGCGGCCCCAGCAGUACCAGGGACAACAACAGUACCAGAGCCAGGCAGCGCCGGGGCAGGCGCCCCGAUACGUAGCCCCGCCCCAGCAACAACCGGCAAGCCCCAGGCCGCAGCAGCAGCCGCUGCUCAGGAGAAUCGACAGCAGGCCACUGCUACUGCCCCAGCAGCAACAGCAACAACAACAACCACAGUACCAACAACAACAACCACAACCACAACAGCAGUACCACUACCCUCAACAACAGCAAGUUUCACAUCAGCAACAACAACAACCAACACAACAGUAUCAGCAGCAACAACCACAACAAAAAUACCAGCAAUUGGUGCAACCACCACAACAAAACAAACAGCCACAUCAGCAGGGUCAGUUACAACAGCAACAAUACCAACCACAACAGUACCAUCAGCCUCAGUUGCACCAGUCACAAACACCCCAAGUUCAGCAGCAGCAACAACUACAACAGAAUCUUGCCCACCCUCCAUCAAACUAUCAGACACGACCAUUAGGUUUACAACCACAGCAGCAGCAACUGCAACAACAGAUUCGGUACAUUCCACCACCACAACAACAACAACAGCAGCAGCAGCAGCCACAACAGAGGCUAACAGUCACUACUCCCACACAACCACGUCCUCUCCAGAGACUUCAACAGGUCGUUUAUCGACAAGUGAUUCAGCAACAGCCUGGAAAACUACAGUUUGCCCAGCAGCAACAGGUAAUGCUGCGCCACCCCUGGUGA
Molecule: messenger RNA, 1164 nt
Organism: Schistocerca americana (American grasshopper)
Lineage: Eukaryota; Metazoa; Arthropoda; Insecta; Orthoptera; Acrididae
Product: adenylate cyclase, terminal-differentiation specific-like
Exons: 4
Coding region: 1-1164 (387 amino acids)
Source: RefSeq, a predicted model, not a curated record